AUGCUCCCACGCACACUCCUCCUCCUUACGCCCGCCACGGCCCUGGCCUCGGCGUCCAACAACAUCCCCCCACGGCCCGCGGACGCAGCGGCGCCGGCGCUGGCGCCGCGCCAGACGGACAACCUGCUGGGGUCGCUGAUCGACGUGGCCAACAAGCUGGGGCUCAGCGCGUGCCUGCCACAGGCGCUGCCGCUGGUGUCGGAGCUGCCGCGGCUGCCGCGGGGGCUGCUCAACGCGGACCUGAUCUCGCAGGCGCUGAGCCAGACGACGCUGCCGCUGACGGGCGUGUGCGGCUUCUCGGUGACGGGCGACGUGGGCGCCAAGUUCACGGCCUUCCUGCCGACGCUGUACGGCUGGUACGGCGACCACUCGGCCACCAUCGCCGCCAUCGUGGCCUCGGGCUGCCCGUCCGCCAGCGCCCUCGUCCGGACCGUCGAGGCCUACGAGUCCUGCAGCCAGGUGCCCACGGCGCGCGUGACCGGCACCGGCACCGGCGGGACCGCGGCCUCGGAGACGGGCACGGAGAGCGGCGGCGACGCGACCUUCUCCAUCCAGACGGACACCGUGGUCAGCACGUCGGCGUCGUCGACGCUGGGCUUGGGAUCCGGCGGCGCGGGAGGUACCGGGGCAGCCUCCACGCCGGCGCCGUCGUCCUCGGUUUCGCAGGCGCAAGCGCCGCGUCAGACUGGUCUCAUCAUGACUGCAGUCGCCGCCGCCGGUUUCCUUGGUGCGGUUGCUGCGCUUUGA
Neoarthrinium moseri is the source of this 747-nucleotide messenger RNA. RefSeq lists its product as uncharacterized. The transcript has a single exon. The coding region runs from base 1 to 747 and encodes 248 amino acids. Lineage: Eukaryota; Fungi; Ascomycota; Sordariomycetes; Amphisphaeriales; Apiosporaceae. The record is from RefSeq and is a predicted model, not a curated record.